This is a messenger RNA of Closterium sp. NIES-65, 2640 nucleotides long. The record is from the annotation of a GenBank genome assembly. NCBI's taxonomy places the organism in Eukaryota, Viridiplantae, Streptophyta, Zygnematophyceae, Desmidiales, Closteriaceae.
AUGUGUGAAUACCGCUCCUAUGAGAACAGUGACUAUAUGGAGCGCUUGCUCGCCGAGCUCAGUGCUGAGAAACUAGACUGCUUGGGAAACCGCAUUCAGCAUCUCCAGCAAAUAUUGGGCAAUGAUGGUGAUGACGAGGAAAAUGAGGAAGUUGAUGAUGGUGCUGGUGGUUACAAGGCGGGUGGUGGUGAUGGUGAUGCGGAAAAGCCCAGCACUAGUGAUGGCACAGGGAAUGAAAAGACGGGCAUGGAUGAGUUGCCUGGGUCUGUUAGUGGUGAGGGGCAGGAGAAGGCAGGAGAGAACGAAGAGGAGAAUGAUCAAGAAACGGGGCGAUUAGAAGACGAUAUUGCCAUGGAUGACGAGGAGGCAGCGGAGAUAGCUCAGCUGCGUCAGCAGCGGUCACGCCUUAAGGAGCGGCUAGAAAGUCGAAAAAAAGCCACCGCGUCGCUCGUAAACGACCUGCUGACGUCAGCUCCUAACACCGGCGGAGGCGGCGGAAUUUCCGCCGCGCGCCGCUCGCCUUCGGUCGACGAUGUUCCGCCUGUCGCUGCGACAAACACGGCGCUGGCGGCGACGGGGUUAACUAACAGCGCGAAUGCCGGCGGCGCCGGCGGAGGCGGAGGAAGAUCUGACGUGUCAGGCAGCGAAGGUCGCGACGACGGAGGCGACUCGAACGUCAGCUCGGGCGCUGCGGGAGCCACCGAGGCGACAGCUGGCGUUAGCGGCGGCGGCGGUAGCGGGCCGUUAACGAAACGGCCGCGGAAAAAAGGCUCCCUUCAGAACAUUCUAGAAGGUUUAGAAGACGAGAAAGCGGGCCGCGGCGGCGCGGGAAAGCUUAGUGGCAUAGUAGCAAGAGGAGGAGGAGCAGCAGCAGCGGGAGGAGGAUUCGCAAUUCCCUCUCGAACUGAAAGUCCGAACCUUUACGCGGGUCAGCAAACCCCCACGCCUCCGCCAAUUGACACGUUCCCGCGAGAGGAAGACAUAGUGGACGAGUCGCGCCGGCCGCUGACGUCACUCGAGCGCGUGGAGCGGCUCGUGGCUGCCGUCCUGCUGGCGGCCGGCACGGCGGUGCCUUUGGACUCUAGCGCGAUAAAUAGGAGAUUAAAGAAGGAUUUAAACCCCGAAAGUAUAGACCAAGCCUCGAUUUUAGAGGUCGGAGGGGAGGACGGGCCAAUAGGCGCGCUAGAAACGGCCCUUAGGGUUCUUGCGGGGAUGACUGUCGGGGGGGGCGCGGAAGCGGGAGGCGGAGCGGGGAAGGCGGGGGGAAAGCGGAGCUGGAAGGGCGGAGCAGGGGGGAGCGUGAGCGGAGCGCCAUUAGUGGAGAUAGAAGAAUUUGCUGUGGCUGGAGUGGCUAGGUUGAUGGAUUAUGGUCAUUCUAAGCUGGAGCUGCUGCAGAGGCCCACUGGCAAGCAUGCAGUUGUUGCUGCUUUGAACUUUGGAGAAUUCUCACAAGUUCAAUUAACUCAGCUGGAGCUGCUGCAGAAGCCCACUGGAGCCCACUGCCAAUUCAAGACCAAGGGCGGGUCCAUGGUGCGGGAGUAUUGCAACCGGCUCACAAAGGAUGACUGCCGCCGCCACCGCAACUCAUACACUGCUUGCGACAAGGUGCAUUUCCGCCGCAUCAUAUCCCCUCACACCGACAUGAACCUGGGAGAUUGCUCCUUCCUGGACACUUGUCGACACAUGAAGACGUGCAAGUACGUGCACUACGAGCUUGACCCGGUCCCAGAUGGGGCACCCUACGGAGCCAUGAUCCCUCCAGGGGCGGCUCUACCCCCCGCCGCGGCUGCUGCUGCAGCCAUGGGCAUAUUCGGCCCCCAUGGGGGGCCAAUGGGGCCGCCUGGCAUGCAUGGGCACGGGCCGGCCAUGCCCCCUGUGGUGCAGAUCAACUCGUUCGGGCAGUACAUCCCCUCCACCAUUCCAAGACCCUUCGACCGGCCUCCAAGGCCGGAAUACUGCUCCCAGGUGGAGCUGGGGGAGGCGCAGUGGGUGAACUGUGACAUUCGCAACUUCCGCACGGACAUCCUGGGGCAGUUUGGGGUGAUCAUGGCAGAUCCCCCGUGGGACAUUCACAUGGAGUUACCAUAUGGCACCAUGGCUGAUGAUGAGAUGAGAACACUGAAUGUCCCGGGCUUGCAAACGGAUGGGCUCAUAUUCCUCUGGGUGACAGGGCGUGCCAUGGAGCUGGGGCGAGAGUGUUUGGAGCUGUGGGGGUACCGACGAGUGGAGGAGAUCAUAUGGGUGAAGACGAAUCAACUCCAACGCAUCAUCCGCACGGGGCGCACGGGGCACUGGCUGAACCACAGCAAGGAGCACUGCCUGGUGGGCAUCAAGGGCGCCCCCCUUGUGAACCGCAACAUUGACACCGACGUGAUCGUCGCUGAAGUCCGCGAGACGAGUAGAAAGCCCGAUGAGAUGUAUUCCAUGCUGGAGCGCAUCAGUCCGCGGACCCGGAAGCUGGAGCUGUUUGCGCGCAUGCACAACACACAUGCGGGCUGGAUCUCGCUGGGCAAUCAGCUGGACGGCACGCGCCUUGUGGAUGCUGACCUGCGCAAGAGGUUCAAGGAGGUGUACCCAGAUAUUGAAAUCCAGCCACCAGACCCCCCAGCUGAGGAUGGCGCCACAGCCAACGCUAAGUAA